AUGCUCUGAGGCGGGGCGAUGGCCAAGAUCCGAGUGGCUUACGAAUACACCGAAGCUGAAGACAAAACCAUCCGACUGGGCUUGUUCCUCAUCGUUUCUGGUAUCUUGUCACUUUUUAUCUUGGGCUUCUGCUGGCUCAACCCGGCCCUGCAGGACUUGCAAGGAAAGGCGGCGAACUGCACCGUGCUAUCGGUGCAACGGAUCAGCGAGGUUUUCGAGUGCACGUUCACGUGUGGCGCCGACUGCAAGGGCACCUCCCUGUACCCCUGCCUCCAGAUCUACGUCAACAACUCCGAAUCCAACGCCCGGGCGCUCCUGCACCCGGACGAGCACCAGCUCCUCACCAACCCAAAGUGUUCAUACAUCCCCCCCUGUGAACGAGAAAAUGAGAAGAACUCUGAUAUUGUAAUGCACUGGCAGAUUUAUUGGGAAGACGAAGUAGGUUCUCAGCCUUUCACUUGCUACUUUAAUCAGCACCUCAGACCAGAUGAUGUAUUGCUACAACGUACACAUGACGAAUCUGUUCUUUUGCACUGCUUCCUUUGGCCAGUGGUCACAUUCCUGGUUGGAGUCCUAAUUGUGGUCUUGACCAUCUGUGCAAAGAGCUUGGCUGUCAAAGCAGAAACUAUGAAGAAGAGGAAGCAUUCCUAAAUGGAAGACACCCUUCAAGAAAGGAUGAGGGAAUGUCAAAUGUGACUGACUUCUCUGGUAUUCCCAGCAAUGCCCAUUCCCAGUGUAUUGCCAACUGCUGGUCUUGCUGAUGCCUAGGUGACCAUGCUGUGACAUGUUAACUAGUUGUUUCUGCCAUUAUGAAAGCAAGUGUGUUUUUUCCACUAAAUGAUCCUAAG
Ahaetulla prasina is the source of this 848-nucleotide messenger RNA. RefSeq names its product potassium calcium-activated channel subfamily M regulatory beta subunit 4 (gene KCNMB4). Gene Ontology annotation, molecular function: calcium-activated potassium channel activity; potassium channel regulator activity. NCBI's taxonomy places the organism in Eukaryota, Metazoa, Chordata, Lepidosauria, Squamata, Colubridae. Gene Ontology annotation, cellular component: membrane; voltage-gated potassium channel complex. The transcript is spliced from 3 exons. Gene Ontology annotation, biological process: detection of calcium ion; potassium ion transport. The coding region runs from base 19 to 651 and encodes 210 amino acids. The record is from RefSeq and is a predicted model, not a curated record.